UUUAAAAUGGUGCGGUUUUCCUCAUAAAAAAAUAAUGAAACGGCAACUAACAUGAUAGCAUCUUUGUAGCUUUUCAAUCUCACGGGCAACUAAUAGUCUAAAAACCCCUUUAAUGCACUUGUGUAAAUCAAGUACACAGAUUUGAAUUGAUUAUUAUCAGAUUUAUCACAAAGAGCGCAUGUAUAUAUACUGUUCUUAAGUACUUGAUAGCAAUCUAUUAAGUUUAUGCUAACAAAGAUGGGUAGUGAAGAAGCAAUACUGUUUGAUCUUAAUAGCUUGCCGGAAGGAUGUAUUUCCACGAUUCUUUCUCUGACAUCUCCCGUUGAUGCGUGUAAAUCAUCGGUCGUGUCUUCUACAUUUCGUAUGGCUUCAGAUUCUGAUGUUGUUUGGGAGAGAUUCUUGCCUUCUGAUUAUAAGCAAAUUCUCUUGAGAUCAGUUUAUUCUACUCAUAUUUUCGAGUUUUUGCCGAAGAAAGAGUUAUAUUUAAGACUUCGCCGGGAACCUGUUAUGCUUGACAAUGGUACCAAAAUUUUCUCACUUGAUAAAUCAACUGGCAAAAUCCAGUACAUGUUGGGUGCAAGGGAACUUUCUAUUGCUGAUGGAAACAAUCCAUUGUGUUGGGGCUGGAAAUUAGCACCAGAAUCAAGGUUUUCAGAAGUGAUAAUACUAAGAAGUAUUACUAAUUUAAAAAUCCGUGGCAAAAUCAAAACGUCGAUGCUUUCGCCGGAGACGACUUAUGCUGCCUAUCUUAUCGUCAAAUUUGAAGAAUGGGCCUACGGGUUAGACUCUAUACCAUCUGAACUGCUGCUAGGCGAAAAUGAUGGCAAUUCUGGUAACAAAGGGUUUGCUUAUUUAAGUCGGGCCAAUGACAAGAAGAAACAACAGAUGAAGCAACUUUUUUUCGUGAGCCGAAUGCAAAUGAUGAGAUCUAAGGUGAUCAUGGGAGAUGAUCAAGGCAAGGAAAUGAGAGUUCUUCGUGACAGAAAUGAUGGGUGGAUGGAAAUUGAAUUGGGAGAAAUUUAUAUCAGUGAGGAUGGAAAAAGUGAUCAUAACAAAGAAGUGAAAAUGAGUUUAAUGGAGGUGAAAGGUGGUCACAUUAAAGGAGGUCUUAUUGUUCAGGGGAUUGAAGUGAGACCUAAAUUGAGAUGGUUCCAAACAACCUAUCACAACAUGAAAGCAACACAGAUAUGAGAACCGACUUUUUUUACCAAAGUUUUUAUAGGCCUUGUUCGGUAACCAUUAUGAUUAUCUAUUUAGAUUAUAGAUAAUCAUAAACUUUUUUUUUGUGAUUGGAAAAGGAAAUUUUAUUAACUAGCAAAUGUAAUGUAUAAGAUUUACAAUUUCAUUUUUAUCAAAAAUAUUAGAGAGAAUGCUAG
Molecule: messenger RNA, 1376 nt
Organism: Papaver somniferum (opium poppy)
Lineage: Eukaryota; Viridiplantae; Streptophyta; Magnoliopsida; Ranunculales; Papaveraceae
Product: F-box protein VBF-like
Exons: 2
Coding region: 226-1191 (321 amino acids)
Molecular function (GO): protein binding
Source: RefSeq, a predicted model, not a curated record